This is a messenger RNA of Parastagonospora nodorum SN15, 138 nucleotides long. RefSeq lists its product as hypothetical. Lineage: Eukaryota; Fungi; Ascomycota; Dothideomycetes; Pleosporales; Phaeosphaeriaceae. The transcript has 2 exons. The coding region runs from base 1 to 138 and encodes 45 amino acids. The record is from RefSeq and is a predicted model, not a curated record.
AUGGCUUUGAUCGGACCUUUAAUAUUAGUCUCAAACUUCCCAGAGGUCUUUUCGAGCCGAGAUGUAAUUCAGUAUGCCGUUCUGUACUGGGGCACACUUCGCAAUGAUACAAACUCGACUUUGCUUGAGCUUCUAUAG